Epinephelus fuscoguttatus (brown-marbled grouper) is the source of this 1524-nucleotide messenger RNA. RefSeq names its product cytokine induced apoptosis inhibitor 1 (gene ciapin1). NCBI's taxonomy places the organism in Eukaryota, Metazoa, Chordata, Actinopteri, Perciformes, Serranidae. Gene Ontology annotation, molecular function: iron-sulfur cluster binding. The record is from RefSeq and is a predicted model, not a curated record. Gene Ontology annotation, cellular component: cytoplasm. Gene Ontology annotation, biological process: iron-sulfur cluster assembly. Bases 221 to 1153 code for a protein of 310 amino acids. The transcript has 9 exons.
UAGCCCACAUUUUUACCGAAUGGCCAAAAUGUUAUUAAAAUCUAUGGUCACGGCACACUGAAAAUGAUUUUAUUUUUGAAAAUUCAAACCGGAAACACACUUUGUGUAACUUGACAGUGAACUCUCCAGUAAGGUAACGUCGGAUGAUCCACAGAGAAAACAGAGAAGCCAUUUUGUAACUAUAACAACUUCAGUAAAUCAGCACUUCUCUUCAGAAGUCAUGGCAGACCUUGGCAUCAAAGCAGGAGACAAGGUGAUGAUGGUUUGGGCUCAGCCCUCAUCACCAGCAGCUCUGAAACAGCAUGCAGAGGAACUGGGUGCCAUUGUUGGUCCGGACAGCAAAGUGUCAGUGGAGAACAUGGACAGAUUAUUGCUGUCCUCCCAUCCAGCGUCCACCUUUGACUGGGUGCUUUCUUGCCUUCUGGCUGAUAGCUCCUCCAUCCACAAUUCAGAGACUCUAGAAGAAAUGGCCAGAGUGCUCAAGCCUGGUGGGAAGCUAAUUCUGGAAGAAGCAGUCACAGAAGCUGAGGCGCAGAGUGUGAGGACUGCUGAGAAACUGAUGUCAGCUCUGAAGUUGUCAGGCUUCACGUCAGUGACAGAGGUUAGUAAAGCAGAACUGAGUCCUGAGGCACUGAGCUCCCUCAGGACGGCCACUGGUUACCAAGGAAACACUCUGUCUAGAGUCCGCAUAUCUGCCUCCAAACCCAGCUUUGAGGUGGGAUCAUCCAGCCAGAUUAAACUGUCAUUUGGGAAAAAGCCAGUUUCAGCUGAGAAACCUGCUCUGGAUCCCAACACUGUCAAAAUGUGGACACUGUCAGCCAAUGACAUGGAUGAUGAUGAUGUGGAUCUGGUGGACUCUGAUGCUCUCCUGGAUGAAGAUGACCUGAAGAAGCCAGACCCAGCUUCUCUUAAAGCAACCAGCUGUGGAGGAGCCGCCAAGAGGAAAGCCUGCAAGAAUUGUUCCUGUGGUCUUGCUGAGGAGUUGGAGCAGGAGAGCAAAGGAAAACAGAAGACUAGUCUACCGAAAUCUUCCUGUGGAAGUUGUUACCUUGGCGAUGCGUUCCGAUGUGCCAGCUGUCCGUACGCAGGGAUGCCAGCAUUCAAACCAGGAGAAAAGAUUGUGCUGGACAACAAGACACUGACUGAUGCUUGAAACACUGAUUUCACAUCCCCUACCGUUCAUGCUUCAGAGUUUUACAUUCCUUUCUUUUCCAUCCACACCGAGAUGCAAUGCAAAAAAACAGAGUUGAAAUCUCUGUCUCUUCAGUGGAGCACAUUGUAGAUGUGACGGGGAUUUCAGCCUGUUUGUCCGCUCAGUGAGAUGGCUUCUAUUUGAUGCAUUCAUUGUUUGAAUUUUCCAACAAACAUCUGGUUUCCUCAGUGAUUCACCAGCACUGAUUAUGAUGCCCUUGUGUAGCAACAAUGGCAAACUAUGUCCACUGAGAUUUUCUUAAUUUGUUUGGCAAUGCAGCUUUGACAAUGAGCAAGAAUGAGAUUUGAAUAAAACAGAAAAGUGCACUGUCA